Messenger RNA from Pipistrellus nathusii (Nathusius's pipistrelle), 1242 nucleotides. The record is from the annotation of a GenBank genome assembly. NCBI's taxonomy places the organism in Eukaryota, Metazoa, Chordata, Mammalia, Chiroptera, Vespertilionidae.
AUGAAGAGGGUAAACAGCUGUGUGAAGAGUGAUGAUCAUGUCCUAGAAGAGUUAGAAACAGAAGGGGAGAGGCAGCUGAAAAGCCUCCUUCAGCAUCAACUUGACACCUCUGUCUCCAUUGAGGAAUGUGUGUCUAAGAAAGAGAGUUUUGCUCCUGGUACCAUGUACAAGCCCUUUGGGAAGGAAGCAGCUGGAACUAUGACUUUGUCCCAGUUCCAAACAUUGCAUGAGAAGGACCAGGAAACUGCUGCUCUCAGGGAACUAGGGCUCAAUGAAACAGAAAUCUUGAUCUGGAAGAGCCAUGUUUCAGGUGAAAAGAGGACAAGACUGAGGGCAACCCCUGAAGCAAUACAGAACUGCCUUCAAGAUAUUGAAGAAAGGAUCUCAGAGCGUCAGCGCAUGCUUUGCCUGCCACAGAGAUUUGCAAAGAGCAAACAGCUGACCCGGCGAGAAAUGGAAAUAGAAAAAUCUUUAUUUCAGGGUGCUGAUCGUCACUCCUUCCUUAAGGCUCUUUAUUACCAAGAUGAAUCCCAAAAGAAGAACAAAGGUGAUCCCAUGAACAACCUGGAAAAUUUUUACCAAGAGAUGAUAAUGAAAAAACGUCUUGAAGAGUUCCAACUUAUGAGAGGUGAACCCUUUGCUUCCCACUCACUGGUCUCAGCUACAUCAAUGGGAGAUAGUGACCCAGCUGAGAACCCGCCAUUACUCCAGGACAAGGGAGAACAGGCAGCACAGGGUAAAGGUCCCAGUCUCCAUGUGGCAAAAGUUAUUGAUAAUUCACCUGAGCAGUGUUGGACUGGGCCUAAGAAGCUGACGCAGCCAAUAGAAUUUGUCCCAGAAGAUGAGAUCCAGAGAAAUCGUUUGUCAGAGGAAGAGAUCCGAAAAAUUCCUAUGUUUUCUUCAUAUAAUCCAGGGGAGCCAAACAAGGUGUUAUACCUGAAGAACCUUAGCCCUCGGGUGACCGAAAGAGAUCUUGUAUCAUUGUUCGCUCGGUUCCAGGAGAAAAAAGGACCUCCAAUUCAAUUCCGAAUGAUGACUGGACGAAUGAGGGGGCAAGCUUUUAUCACCUUUCCCAAUAAGGAGAUAGCAUGGCAAGCAUUUCAUCUAAUAAAUGGAUAUAAACUACAUGGAAAAAUUUUGGUGAUAGAAUUCGGAAAGAACAAAAAACAACAUUCUGAUCUCCAUGCUGCUUCUCUCAGAUCAUCUGCUACAGAAAACACUACAAAAACCAGUGGCAGCUAG